UCUAUGUGCACCACUGUCUAUAAUACCGACCUGUAGGGACUCUGCCGUGCUGCAUUAAUAGGUCUGUGUUACAUGCAUGAGCCCUUAGACAGAAAUGUCGCACUGUCAGUAUACUGGACUUAUUACUAUGGAGCUCUACAUAAAACCCGGCUAUAAAAUAUUACGGUGAAUCGAUUAAUAAAAUAAAACCUAGCAAUUGGCAGCUGAGGAGUGUGGGGUCCAUGGAGAGAAUGCACUUCUGCAUAUCCAGUACAUCUCCAUCCUGGGAGGUAAUGAUGUUAAUUGGUCGGGUUGCUAGGUGGCAGUGCUGCUUCUGUGAGAAUGUGAGAAAACAGCUUUCCUCCACGGAGAGGCAAAGAGCGGCAGGGGGAGCGCAGAAAAUGGAGGGAGAGGGAGAAGGCUGAAUACAGUGUGAGCUUCGCUGCACGCUGUUAAUAAUACCAGCUAAACCAGGGCGAAUGAGGACGUUUUUGGGGUCACACAGGACCCCGCACAAAAGUACAAACUCCUUUCUCAGACACGCCAUGGCAUCCUCCCUCGAUGCAGGGACGAUGGAAAGGAGAGACAUGAAAGAGGAAAAGGAUCUAGAGACAGAGGAGAACUGGACAAAAACAGAGGCGUCCCCCGUCCUUUGGGGCGAAUUUCAAGGGACACAGCAGACGGAAGGGGAAGACGAGGACGAGUGGUACCACAAGGGUCUGCAUAGAUGUCGGCCUGAUGACACCUGGGUGGCCUUCAGAGAUGCAGAAGGUGAGGAACCCCAGACAGAUGAUCAGGAGGUGCACACAACACGACAGGACGGGCGCUGGUGGUGCGAAGACAGUACAACGUUGUGUACGAGGGAGCACUCUACAGACAAAAGCAGUCUGGAACAUGUAUUUGAAAACUGCUUUCCUCCAAUGUCACAUCCACUUGUAGAAGAAGAAAUUCAGCCGCUGGAAUCAUUACUACAUGAUGUUAAACCUCAAGGUCAUAAACAGCCAUGGAGAAGAUCCACAGACUAUCUACAGAGAGCCACAUCUGAACACACAAGACAUCCUGAUCUUCUCUACAAGUGGGAAGGAUCCCAGCUACACAGCACCUACCUCUCAUCUCUCCAUAUCAACCCCAAUGACAAGGGUCCACCACACAGAACCAAGUUUUUGGCAGCUUCUCCAGUCCCUAAACAGGGGCCACAACCACACAAACUGAGCGCUGGGUUAGCAAGAGAUCCAGAGCUUAAACUGAUGAAGGUGGCCUCUGUGUCAGUCCAUGUCACUGGCUUCAGUCCAUCCCAUCACUUGCAGUCCCUUUUCCAGCACUGGUCGCAGCCCAAUAGGAAGACUAGACUGAAGGUCGCCUAUGAAUUUAACCGCAGUCUCCUCGUGUGACCAUUCUCUGGGACUCACAAUUCACAGUUUUGGUAAUAUUUGGUGGCAGAGCUGAGGAUUUUUAUGUCACAGAAAAGUAUAUUUUCUACAAUAAAAGU
Molecule: messenger RNA, 1468 nt
Organism: Bufo bufo (common toad)
Lineage: Eukaryota; Metazoa; Chordata; Amphibia; Anura; Bufonidae
Exons: 6
Coding region: 459-1370 (303 amino acids)
Source: RefSeq, a predicted model, not a curated record